Molecule: messenger RNA, 12181 nt
Organism: Synchiropus splendidus (mandarinfish)
Lineage: Eukaryota; Metazoa; Chordata; Actinopteri; Syngnathiformes; Callionymidae
Gene: dchs2
Product: dachsous cadherin-related 2
Exons: 19
Coding region: 166-9948 (3260 amino acids)
Biological process (GO): homophilic cell-cell adhesion
Cellular component (GO): plasma membrane; cell-cell junction
Molecular function (GO): calcium ion binding
Source: RefSeq, a predicted model, not a curated record
CGUGUGCCUCCGGGAGGGAGUGCCCAGGCCGCACAGUGGGAUCAUUGUGUCCAGUCCGAAGAGGGCUUGUUUGUUGUCUUCAGAGCAAACAUGUUCUCCAGAGGUGCAGUGCAGAGGAUGGCGCCUUUAAAGAUCAGGCCGCUCUUUUGACACAUCUCGGGAGGCAUGUCUCGCAAAAGCGUCUUGGUGUUUGUCCUCCUGGCUCUGCUGUGGCACCAGUCGCUCGCUCAGGUGUUCAACCUGACGCUGACGGUCAAAGAAGGCCUUCCCGCUGACACCAUCGUUGGAGACCUGGGUGCUGGCUUCAGUACGCCCAGCACAGGGUUUUUCAUCUCCGAGAGCAGAGACUCGUACGUCUUCAGAGACCUGGAAAUCGACCCGGACACCGGGCUCAUCUCCACUGCGGUGGUUCUGGACCGAGAGAGCCGAGACAUUUAUGAAUUUGUGGCGGCAACACUUACAGGUGAGGUGAUCCGAGUCAAAAUCUUAGUUGAGGACGUCAACGAUCAUUCGCCGGUGUUUCCUUCAGAGGAGGUUGAGUUAGGGAUAUCUGAGUUGUCCCCCUUUGGGAGCCGGUUCCAGUUGGAGGGAGCUAGAGACCAAGAUGUUGGGGAGUUUGGUACCCAAGGCUAUAGAAUCUCAGAGGGCAGGAUGGCAGAGAUGUUCCAACUGGAGUACCGUAACGGCAACCUGGAUCUGAUCCUGGUGAGCAAGCUUGACAGAGAGGCUCAGGACUUCUACUCGCUCACCAUUGAGGCCUUCGAUGGUGGCAUCCCAGCCAGGACCGGGGCGCUUCAGGUCAACAUCCACAUCCUGGAUGAGAACGACAACCCGCCGGUGUUCAACCAGACGGAGUAUCAUACUUCGAUUAUGGAAAGUGCUCCAGUGAUGUCGACAGUGUGUCAGGUUCAUGCCACAGACCAGGACCAGGGCGAGAACUCUCGGAUCACCUACGAAAUCAACCACCGCCAGAGCGACCCUCAUGAGAUCUUCUCCAUCAAUGAGACCACCGGGGAGAUUUACCUCAACAAGCCUCUUGACUUCGAGGCCAACAGCUUCCAUGAGUUGAUCGUCACUGCCAGAGACAACGGGGCUCAGCCGGAGCAGAGCAGUGCCCACGUGGGCGUGAAGGUCCUCAACGUCAAUGACAACAGUCCGACCAUCAACGUGUUGUUUCUCAGUGAAGCAGGAGAUGCAGUGGUCUCGGAAGCAGCAUCUCUUGGCGAUUACGUUGCCCGGGUUUCUGUGUCGGACCCAGACGUGGAUACGGCAGAGAUUGCGGUUGCCCUCGAGGGCGACGAUGGGAUGUUCGCCCUGAAGCAGACAGAUGACUUCCUGUUCGCUUUAUGUGUCAAUGCAAAGCUGGACAGAGAAGAGAAGGACCUCUAUGAGCUGAAGGUUCGGGUGACAGAUUUUGGGUCGCCCCCUCUCAGCAGUGAGACAGUCCUGCUAAUACGAGUGAUGGACAGUAACGACUGUCCACCGGUUUUCGACAGGGACACGUAUACAGUCAACGUCAGGGAGGACGCACCUAUUGGUGCCUCCCUGAUCCAGAUCCAGGCCCGGGACGCAGAUGAAGGUCCAAACUCAGACCUCAGAUACUCCAUCCUCAGAUCUAACCAGGACCAACUGAUCAGCAUCGACCCGCUGACGGGUCUGGUCAUGACGGCAGCAGGUUUGGAUCGAGAGAGGCAGGCGGAGGUUUGGUAUCUGGUCAUGGCGGAAGACGGAGGAGAACCUGCGCUGUCAUCUACAGCCACAGUUACCCUGAGGAUAGAGGAUGUCAACGACAAUGAGCCGAUGUUCCUGCAGCCGCUUUACAAUGUGUCUAUCCCUGAACACAGCGACGCCGGAACCUGCUUUUUACAGGUGGUGGCCAGAGACCUGGACAGCGCUGAGUUUGGGUCGCUGCUCUAUUCUCUCUCGGAUGGCUUCGACGGACAGAACCAGCACUCCCUCUUCCAGGUCCAACCCCAGACGGGGGAGCUGUGUGUCGCCGGGGACAUCGAUCGAGACGCCGGGACAACUUUCCACGACCUAGUGGUCCGAGUUGAAGAUCCAGGUGGUCUCAGCGCUCAGACCUACGUCCACAUCGAGAUCGAAGACCUGAACGACAACGCUCCGGUCUUCAACCCUGCUGAGUACACCACCAGCAUCAGCAGCCACACACACCCGGGCGCAGAACUUCUCACAGUCCUGGCUGCAGAUCCAGACUCCGGCAGGUUCGGGCAGGUCUUCUACCAACUCCUCCCGGGGGACUUGUCCAGCAUGUUCACGCUUGAUAAACACACAGGAACACUCUUCUUGACCUCCGCUCUGACCCAUCUUGGUGCGGCCGGCAUCAAACUGUACGUGACAGCUCAGGACGGCGGUGGCCUGACCUCGGUGCGACCGGCAGAGAUCACCAUCGGUGUCGUCCGCAGCUCUCAGGCUCCACCCACAUUCCAGCGCUCGAGAUAUUCCUUCAGCGUUCCUGAAGAUGCUGCCGCGGGAUCCAGCGUGGGGAUAGUAGAGGCUGCCAGCUCUGCCGAUUCUACAGAGUCUGUGUUCUACCGAAUCUCCUCCGGCGACCCUCAUGGUCUGUUCUCUGUUCAUCCAACAUCUGGACUGAUCAGCACCCUCAAAGCUCUGGACCAUGAGUCGCAGCCGUACGCUCUGCUGGUUCUCCAGGCCUACUCUGGGUCUUCGCCCGUCUACAGCACCACACAGGUCAAUGCCACCAUCCUAGACUUGAACGACAACACUCCGGUUUUCCCCAAAUCCUCCGACUCUGUCGUCGUGUCUCAGAACACCCCACCUGGAACGGUGGUGUUUAUUGCGCACGCACAUGACGAAGACAGCGGUGCAAACGGCAGAGUGCUCUACUUCCUGAAGAGCAGCAGGGACGGCAUGUUUGCUGUCGACCACAGCUUUGGAACAGUCAUACUAAACCGGAGUUUGCAGGCAGAAACCCCGACACGUCAUCAGCUGCUGAUUGUAGCUCAAGACGAAGGAGUGCCGUCGCUGAGCUCCACGCUGACCCUCACUGUCAGUGUGGACCACAGCAGUGCUGAGCACAACCUGGCCUUCGAGACGUUGGUCUACCAGGUGGAGAUCGGCGAGGGAUACAGGAAAGAUGCCCGGGUUAUCCAAGUGAGGGCGCACCAGAGCCAAGACUCUCACACAAGCGUCGCCUAUUCCCUGGCUGCCGAGGUGGGGUUUCCUCUCCCUCCGUUUCGCAUUCACCCACAGACGGGCUGGUUGUAUCUGACCCACAACUUGGACUACGAAACAGAGCCAGCCUUUCACUUUAAAGCGUUAGCUACUACAAAGGAUGGCGCUAACGCCACAGCGACAGUGAUCGUCCAGGUGCUGGACAUUAACGACAACAUUCCAGAGUUCAGCACUGACGCCUACUACUUCACUGUGUCUGAGGGUACGUCGCCUCAAGGCCUAGUGGGCAAAGUCGAGGCUGUAGACAAGGACUCGGGGAAGAACGGCCAACUGACCUACAUCCUGCUCUCUGAUGGGAAGUUCUUCCGCAUCAACGCGAAAACAGGUGAAAUCUUUAACUGGGUGGCGUUGGAUCGGGAGCAGCACUGCCAGCACAGGUUAAAGGUCAUGGUGACGGACCAAGGACACCCCAGACUCAACUCCACUGCCACUGUCCACAUCCUGGUCACCGACGUUAACGACAACGCUCCGCACUUCACUCACCUGCCUGCUAGCAAGGAGACAAACGUCCAGAUGUGGGCCGGAGUGCCAGCUGGCUCUCGGGUGACGACCAUGUUUGCCAAGGACGUGGACGCAGGAGAAAAUGGAACCAUUACUUUUUCAAUAGCCACAGACGACAUGGAGGAAACUUUGGGGCAUUUUGAGAUUGACAGCAGAACAGGAGACAUCAGAAACACAGAACUCUUCAGCCACGAGGUGCAACAGUUUUACACUCUCAAGGUCAUAGCCUGCGAUAAAGGAAGUCCCUCACUACAGGAAGUUGCUACCAUUCACAUACAGGUCCAUGGAGUGGAGGCCCACUAUGGUCACGCUGAGCAGCCGAUUGUGAGAAUAUUUUCGGUGAAAGAGGACAGAGCUCCAGGGACAGUUAUUGGCUCUGCUGCGGUGUCCGAUGAUGGAAGGUUUCACUACUCCAUCAUGGAGGGAGAUGGCAGCAUCAACUUUGGGAUUGACGGCUCCUCUGGCGACAUUUACAUCUACCAGCCUCUGGACUACGAGUCUGUGGUGCAGUACUUCCUCCUGAUCUGCGCUGAGGAUGCUCCACUCACUUCUGGGGUGAACGUGACUUUGCUGGUCAGUGUGACAGUGGAGGACGUAAAUGACCACUCGCCCUGGUUCCCCGAUCCACUGGUCACCCUCGGUGUGAGGGAGGACGCUGCAGUGGGUACCAUGAUCUUGGCUUUCCACGCUAAAGAUGCUGAUGGGACAUUUACAAACAGCAAUCUACGUUACUCCUUGGCGUCAGACUCCGGACCGUCACACUCGCCAUUCCAGAUAAACCCACUGACUGGCUGCUUGACCGUAGCAGCACCGUUGGACCGGGAGAGCUCCAGCAGCUUCGCCUUCACGGUGAUGGCCACUGACCGGGCAGAGAGGAGGGAAGAGAGGCGGCAGGCGUGGGCAACUGCUCAGUUGUUUCUGCUGGACGUGAACGAUAACCGACCCAUCUUCACCUCUGCUGACUCGGUUCAGGUGAUGGAGGAUGCAGAGGUGGGAAGUCAGCUGCAUCACUUCAUCACCACGGAUGGAGACAGAGGAGACAACGGAGUGGUCUCUUACUUCCUCAUGGCUGGAGACGCAGACAAACUCUUUACUCUGGAGGAGAAAACAGGUCUCUUGUUUCUGUUGGCUCCUCUGGACUUCGAGACUCAGAGCGUCUACCGUCUGACGGUGCGUGCCGUCGAUCACGGCCGUCCCUCGCUAACUUCCACUCACACUUUAACGGUGGAGGUGGUGGAUGUGAAUGACCAGCCGCCAGUCUUCACCCAAGUGCUUUAUAACGCCAGCGUGGCCGAGAACAGAGACGCAGGAGAGACGGUGAUCCAGGUUUCUGCUACUGAUAAAGACUCAGGUCAGAGCGCGGUGGUGUGGUACAGUCUGCUGCCAGGACCCGGCUACGAGCUCUUCAACAUCGACCCGUACAGCGGUCUGAUCACCACCACGUCGUGCCUGGACAGAGAGCAGCAGCAAACCCUCACCCUCAGAGUCCAGGCUCGCGACAGCAGCGCCCGGCCGUUGUCUGCCACCGCCACAGUGCUGUGUACCGUGCUGGACACCAACGACAAUCCUCCAGAAUUCAUGCAGUCGUCCUUCCAGAUCAGCUUCCCAGAAAACCAACCAGCAGGAAUCAUUUACACAGCCCGGGCGAGUGACCCGGACCAUGGCGAGAACGGAACCGUGCUGUACUCUAUUCUUGGUGAGGACCAAGGGAGUCGCUUCUCCAUCAACAGCAACACUGGAGAAGUGAGCACCAAUAAGAUCCUGGACCGUGAGGACAAGAGGAACUACACACUGACCUUGCAAGCGCGAGACGAUGGGCGUGUACCACUUCACUCCUCCAUGCAGCUCCACUUGGUGCUGCUGGACAUGAAUGACAACGGCCCAACCUUUCUUUGGAAGCGAUACCAGGCUUCAGUAUCUGAGGAGAUACGACCAGGAACUGAAGUCCUACGAGUGGCCGCACUUGAUCCUGAUGAAGGGCCCAACGGAGAUAUAAGCUACUCCCUAACGGAGAACAGCAGUCUUGGGACCUUCUCAAUAGAUGCGUCCACAGGUGUGAUCCGGACCCUCAGGCGCUUGGACAGAGAGCGCUGCUCUCGCUACACUCUCCAUGUGGAGGCUGCUGAUGGCUGCCCUCAAGGUCCGCUGAGUUCUGUGGUGUCAGUGACCAUAGACGUAGAGGAUGUCAACGACCACAUUCCAGUCUGUACAGAAAAUCCAACAGAAGCUUGGGUUUCCACCAAGAGUCUUCCGGGUGAGAUCCUGGCCACGGUCACGGCUACCGAUGCCGAUCGGGGCGAGAACGGAACGGUGCAGUUCUCUUUCCCUGACGAGGAAGACCUCUUCCACAUAAACCAGUCUGGUGAAAUCACACUCAGAAGCCCAGUGGGAGACGGCUUUUCUGGGAAGACACUGCAGGUCGUCGUUUCGGAUGGAGGACGACCUGCAAUGACCUCUACCUGCCUCGUGUUUGUCCACCUGAAGGGGGAAGUCCAGCGACUACAGUUCACCAACAAAGCAUACAAUUCCUCAGUCGACGAAAACAGUCGAGCUGGGACUUGGAUUGGGCAAGUUGAAGCCCUGGAUGAAACAAACGGCCGACAAAGACUCACCUACAGUAUGUUUAGAGGCAGCGAGGGAGACGUUUUCUCCAUUAACCCCCAUACAGGAGAGAUCCGCGUCCAGAAAGACAACGCUCUGGACCACGAGACAAGCCCUCAGAUGGAGCUGGUGGUUUUGGUGGGCAAUGGUCAACAGACUGCUCACUGCAAAGUCACCAUCACUUUACUGGACAUCAAUGACAACAGGCCGGUGUUUGAGCACGACACCUACAGAGCGGCCGUAUGGGAGGGACAAAUGCUCAACACCAGCGUCUUGCAGGUGAGAACUCUGCCCAUAUGCACCGAAGAAACCACCACUGACGCCCUCUCAAUUGUCUCCCAGGUGUUUGCCUUCGAUGACGACAGCGGAAUCAAUGGACAGAUUGAGUAUUCAAUUAUUUCUGGUAACCAUAAUGACGCAUUCGUGCUGGACUCAACUGAAGGGAUUCUCAGAACGAAUGUCUUGUUGGACCAUGAGAUCACCUCCUCCUAUAGGCUGGUUCUGCAGGCUACAGACAGGGGGAGCCCUUCACUCAGCAGCACGACCACAGUCACUGUUCAAGUUGUGGACGUCAAUGACAACAGCCCUGCAAUUCCUCCAUUGGAGCCUGUUUUAAUAGCAGAAAAUCUCCCAGCAGGCUAUGUGGUCACUCAGGUGACUGCGAACGACGUAGACCGAGGCUCAACCAUCACCUACAGCUUUCCAGACGACACAAACACAGAUGGUACGUUUGCCAUUGACCGCUACACGGGGGUGAUCACCUUGGCCCGAGCCCUGGACUACCAAGAGCAGACAGAGUACAUUCUUCACAUAUCUGCAUCCGACUCCAUCCACCAGACCACAGGAGAGGUCAAAGUUCAAGUGCUGGAUGUCAAUGACCAUCCGCCGGUGUUCACCAAGGCCUCCUACCAGGUGGAAUUGCCCGAGCUUGUGCCACAGGACACAUUUGUUUUGUCGGUUUCUGCCACCGACCGAGACUCCGGUGACAGUGGGAAGGUCUCCUACAAGCUCCUGACGUCUGCGUCACACGGAUUUUACAUUCACCCCAACAAUGGGUCGAUUUACACCAGCAAACCCAUGAGAUCAAGUGAAACCGGGAGCUCUGCCACCCUUCUUGUUGAAGCCAGAGAUGCGGGCGAUCCGGUGCUCUCGAGCGUCACCGCCGUUGACGUGCUAAUUCAUGACACCAACGACCAUGCGCCGGCAUUCCUUCAGGACGUCUAUACGCUGACAGUACCAGAGGACACCCCCAGGGGCACCACUCUCUUGACGCUGUCCGCAGAUGACCAAGAUUCCAGCCCUGAAAACACUCACCUAGAAUUCAGUAUUAUCAAAGGGAAUGAGGAGAAAAUAUUUUGCCUUGAAGUCCAAACAAUUCAAGUCGAGAAUCAAAUGAAAAACGUGGGACGGCUUGUUCUCUGUAAGCCGUUGGACCGUGAGGUUACAGAGCACCAUCAAAUGACUGUGAGCGUGUCUGAUCGAGGAACGCCUCCGCUGAACAACUCUGCUCUCGUGAUGGUGACUGUGUCGGACUGCAAUGACAAUUCCCCGUCGUUUUCCAGGCGUGAGUAUCAUGCUCAGGUCAGUGAGAACAGCCUGGUUGGUACCAAGCUGGUUCAGAUCAGAGCGCAGGAUCCAGACCUAGGAACGAACGGUCUGCUGAAGUACGAGAUCAUCUCCGGUAACAACAAAGGUCAUUACAAGCUCGACCCCCAGACUGGCAUCUUAGUGGUCAGCAGUUUACUGGACUAUGAAGAAGACCCGUUCUACACACUUACAAUCCGUGCCAUAGAUGGAAUGGAAUCGUCUGAAGAUAGGAAUGUCGCCUUCACAGUUGUUUUCAUCACCAUUUUGGAUGAGAAUGAUAACACCCCUUUCUUCACGUUCCCCACCUUUAACUGCUCGGUUCUGGAAAAUCAACCCGUGUUCACCCACACUUGCUCGGUCCGUGCGAUUGACAAUGACUUGGGCCCAUACGGACAGCUCACCUACUCCAUCCUGUCGUCCUGCUUCAUGGAUUACGGCAGCAACAGCCCUGAGAGGAGAGAGGCCUUUGCCAUCGACGCUCUUACAGGUGACAUUCACACUGAACAGACCUUUGACUACGAACGUGACAGCGACUACUGUUUUGUCGUGGAAGCCAGAGACAAGGGUGACAAAGCGGCGAGCGUCACGGUGCAUACGAAAAUCAGGGGUGUGGAUGAGUUUAGCCCCGUCUUCACCCAGAAGCAGUACCACUUUCUUCUGCCUGAAAACACCAAGUCUGGAGCGACAGUUGGCUACGUGAUGGCCAUGGAUCAUGAUAGAGGAGUGGAUGGAAUGGUGGAGUAUUCCCUUGUCAACUCGUCACCGUUUUUCGCAAUCAACAGAACUAUUGGAGCCAUUUCCGUUUCGAAUCACGUGUUUCAUCGGCGAGGCCGCUACGGCACUGACGACAUGGUUGAGCUGGUUGUGUCUGCAGGCAGUCCACGACUGGGCUCCAGAACCACCACCUGCCUUGUCUCUAUAAACAUCUCCAGUUCAGCAGAGGCUCUGACUGGGGUUCCACUAGAUGUCCACAUGUUCAGCCUCAGUGUCUCACUUGCUAUAUUCCUCCUUAUCCUUGUCAUUUUCGUGAGUUUGGUUUUGCGGUCCAAAAUGAAAGAGGCUGCUUUAAAAAAGGCAGCUACUAUAGCUGCACAGCAAAAUAACUUUUCAGGCUCCCUCAGUCAAGAAAGUGGACAAUUGAACGGUGCAGUUUCUCUGAUGGAAAUAAAGCGCCCCAGUAUCCUGGUGACCAAACGGGACACGUUGAACCCUUACACUCCCACGGAUUCCAGCGGCCGUGGAUCUGCAGAGGGCGAAACAGCUGAGGACCAGGAAAUAAAAUGGAUCAAUGAAUACUCUUGUCACGGAAGAGACAAGUUCAGACCCACUGAGGUCUCAGACUCGGCGUUUCCAGGGGACAGUAUAUCCUGUCACUCCAUUGAUGUCGGACCGGAGCACCUCUUCAAUGAGGGGAUGGUCAGCACAGACAGCAUGUACACGUUCAGAGAAGAGGGAGGCGGAGAGGGACUGCUACCUGUGACGCUCCGAGUGAAGGAUUUAGAUGAGGCCGUGGAAGCGAAAGGGUCCGCCCCUCUCUCUGACACGCAUGCUUUUGCAGAUUCUUUAUCAUCAAUCCUGUUUCCAGAGGAGCACAUGUAUGGAAUCUACAACUGGGAACACCUUUUGCAGUGGGAGCCUCGCUUCCACACUCUAGCCUCGGUCUUUACAGACAUAGCCAUGCUCCCCGAUGAGGCUCUGCAAGGACGACAUGAGGCAUUAGCAGCAGACUCUUGCAGCCUCAUGUACCCACCCCCUCUAAUAACAGGGGUAGCUCAACCAGGCAUCCGAACUGUGCUGCCACGGAGGCCGACUAGAGAUCCAAGCCUAAGAAGGAGGCCCUCUUACCCCAGGUAUGCCUAUUCUCCUUUAGGCAGGAACACAGGCCUAACCCCAUCAGCCAUGACCCCCACCUUCACCCCUUCUCUGACGUCCCUCACAAUGAGGACGCCUAAUGCUUCUCCAGUUUUGGACACCAGAGUCAGAGGCAUCAGACUUGAUGCUGGGCCCCAAACUGCAAGUCUACUGGAGGCCGAAAUCCAAGUAUAAAGACAAAAACAUGGACAGAAAGACAAAUUGAUGUCUGAGGUGGAGGUGGAUGAAGUGCUGUGAAAUGUUACAUGCGUCAAAGUAAAUGCAAAUCCACCCAGGUGGCAGCCAAUAUGCCCCUUAAUGUAAGCUUUCAUCACUCUUUAUGACUUGGAACUCAGGGAAAUGUAGCGUAACAAUGGAAAGUUUUAAGUACUCACCAAGUCAUUUACACAAGUACAGAUACUGUACAUCAGGAUAGUAGAGAGGUAUUUGCUCUUCGGUGCGCUCCACCUCUGCCUCAUUUUUUUAUUCAGAUGUGAAGUGAGACUCAAAGUUUCCGAUGCAGUAACAUCUUCAUUUACAGUAUUUAUUCCUGCCCAAGCUCAAAGGUUUGAUUCACGAGUCAUGAGCUGAUUUUACCUUGUAACUGUAAGUAACUGGUGAUAUUCAGAUGAGACUCCGUACAUGCUUGACUCAUUUGUCUUUCCAUUGUGUAGAUUAAAGUGCUAUUGAGGUUUUAAUGCUGCACAUUCUUUGAAGCUUUUCAGUCUUGAAAAUCAUUUGUCUGUACUUGAAAUAAGUCCUGACACAUGGGAAACUUGUGAGCAUUUCCAACAGUGAGGGGUGACCCUAACUCGGACCAUAGUAACUAUUUAUCACCUCCGGCGCCAUUGAGAGUGAAGUUACUGGGUUCCGUCACAACCAAUAGUUUGUCAUAAGCUGGUUAAUGAAAACAGAUAUUCAGCUCGUGGGCCGUGACACUUCAGAUAAAGUGUUUCAGAUGUCUCUCUCAGCAUUGCGUGUGCUGAACGUCUGUACGCACAAAUGAAACACAUUAUUAUCGUUCAGCAGUGAAAUGUUGGCCCUGGUCGGUUGGACUUCAAUAGCUUUAAUAGCACAAUGGUGGUGCUUAAAUUCCCGCAGUAAUAAAACAGUUCAUCUCAUGUAGGCAUGUAGUCAAAAUACAACAAGAUCACUGAAUUUGUUGGCCCUUCACUCAGCAGAUGACAAACCUUUAUCCGACCUUCGUUCUACAGUGGACUUUGUAAACAAACAUGGCUGACCACGAGAGCCAUCUCUUUCUGACACUCUACAUUCAGACCCUGUGCAACAUAUCAGCUGUUACUGUUUUAAUCUGCUGUAUGAAUGAGCCGCUGACCAACUCUGGUCACACACGCACACAAACAUUCCCCAACUUUACCUCUCAGACUCCGCCCAUUCAAACGUCCGCCAUUCUCUGCCCUACAACAACCAGUGUACUUUGUCAGCCCGGAAACCACUCACAGAAUAUCAUUAUAAAACAGAUGUCAUUAUUUUAUCAUCAAAUGUUUUUCUUUGUUCUGAUCUUUUGGGAUAAUAAGGCAUAUUUUAUUAAAAUCAUUGCAGCAUUUUUGGGAUAAAAAUGGACACAGAUUAAGAAUUUUCCUGGAAUUCAUUCAUUGCUUUGGAUGAUCCUACAGUUCAUUUUGGGAACUGUAGGAUGAUCGGUUGUAGUGCCUUGGUGGGGCAUUAAAAGACAGACAUUUUGAAAUUGUAUUCAGUGUCAAAUAUUGAGAUCAUAAGCUGUGAUGCUAACGAAUGAGCACAAACCUUUUCCUGGCUAACAGUCAUCAGAAAAAAUAAAUAAAGACUCAUCACUUCUUCUUCUUUCUCUUUCGGCUUCAGCAGAUCAUCUUCCUCCAUCUCCCCCUGUCCUCUGCUUCCUCUUCUCUCAAACCUACAAACCUCAUGUCCUCCUUCACCACCUCCAUCAAUCUCCUCUGUGGCCUUCCUCUCCACCUUCUGCCUGGCAGUUCCAACCUCAACAUCUUCAUCUACCAAUGUACUGGCUCUCUCUCUCUCCUCUGUACAUGUCCAAACCAUCUCCAUCCAGCCUCUCUGACUUGGUCUCCUAAACACCUGAGCACAUGUGCUGUCCCUCUGAUCCUAUCAUCAUCCUGCUCACUCCCAGAGAGAAGCUCAGCAUCUUCAUCUCUGCUACCUCCAGCUCUGCCUCCUGUCUUUUCCUCAGUUUCCAAAACCUUUCCUCAAGACUAAUCGCUAUGAGCAAGUAAUUCAUCAUUUAAAAGUAUGAUAUUUUAUAACAAGUAUUUGAGAAGAAAGCAAGUCAACAACGCAGCAUAAGAGUUAGCACACUUCACUUACACUUCCCAAACACAAUUAUCACGGAAAAAUACUCAAAGGAAAUGACCAAUCACUAAAACUGCAUCAGCACCAAACUGUGUCUGAUUUUCCAGUUAUGUUUACGCAA